This is a messenger RNA of Thunnus maccoyii (southern bluefin tuna), 2427 nucleotides long. RefSeq lists its product as uncharacterized. The record is from RefSeq and is a predicted model, not a curated record. The coding region runs from base 325 to 2037 and encodes 570 amino acids. NCBI's taxonomy places the organism in Eukaryota, Metazoa, Chordata, Actinopteri, Scombriformes, Scombridae. The transcript is spliced from 4 exons.
AAAAUUAAUUAUUCCUCUUUUUGCUGGGGACCCCCUGGAACCCACUCAGGGACCCUUGAUGGUCCUCGGACCCCACUUUGAGAACCACUAUCAUAUAGCAUUUUAUAUCAUCAUAAAGUCAUCCUUGAAACAUCUCAGUCGAGUUAACUUUAUAGCAACAAACUCCCGGACAGAAAUCCGCCGCCAUUGAUUUUCAUUCAACUGACUCGUCAAAACAAGCAGCAGGAAGCCACGGGGCCGCUUUUGUCGCUGACUGCUCUCUUCAUGAAGUAUACAUACGUGAAAAACAACUGAUUUCACUAAGUUGCUCUGGAGUGAGAGACCAUGGGCCGGCUGGAUGAUGCUGCCAAACGCAAAGUGGUGGAGCUGCGGAAGGCUGGUCUGAGUUUCCGUAAGAUCAAAGCUGUGCUGGAGCUGGAGAACAUCAAGGUGUCAGCCCAGGCCAUCUACCUGUUUCUGAGGGAGUUCCAGGGGAGGCCACCAGGGAGGGUGAGACCUGGGGAGGCUGGAAGCAACACAUCGUCAGCACAGGUGCAUACUCACGCUGGGGGAAUACGAGAAAGCUGGAGUAACAUUCAUCUCCAAAACCUACUGAAGGAGGCAUGUCACCAUGCUAGCUUUUCAGCAGCUCCAGACGUUGCCAAACAGACAUCCACAAAACCAGAGACUAAUGCAAAACCAUCUGGAUCCGGGGAAACCAGUGGAGGCAGCAGGUUAGAGCGGCAACACGAGGGAGAUAAGGAAGAAAAUGACAUCCAGAUUGUUAGUGUCACCUCUCUUGCUCAGAACAGCCAACAAAGAGGUCUGCAGUCCACUGUGACAAGAGCAGAGGCAAAUGCUGUGUCUUCCACAGGAACAGCAUCUGCAGCAUUCAUGAGGAGGAGAGUUACGCCUUCUCCAGCCACUAAUUCAAUGUUGGCAGCUCGUAAAAGGCUUUUGGAUAAAGCUCUGUCACACAGGAUGAAGUCACUCCACCAGGUGGCAGCAUUGGUGAGGAGAGAUCACUCAGGUGUCCAAGGUGCUGAUUUGAGGAAUACAGUGCCACAGCCGCCUGAGACAUAUGAUCUGACCGCUGAAAAGACUGUCAUGGAGUGUCAGCCUGGAGGAGGCAGUGUCCCUAGGCGGUUUUUCACAGAGAGACCAGGAGUGUCUGUCCGUUCCCUUCAUCCUCCCCCUCGGGCUGGCAUUCGGCUUCCUAACCGGCCACCAGCACCUUUAACAUCCUCAGCUCCUGGGGGUCCUGUCAUCCGCCUACAGACCCCUGGAGGCCAGGGUGCCACUCGCAGUGAGGGGAACCCAAGCCCCAAGCAGGCAGUCCAAGACCCUGGAGGGAGAGGUGGUCUGCAGGAUCAGAUUCACACCCUGAGCUCUGAGGUACGCAGCUUGGGCCUGGCAGUGAAGAUGCUAGUGGAACAGCAGUGCCGCCAGGAGAGGGAGCAGGCGCAGCAGACACACAUUCAGAAGCAGAUCCUCAGCACUUUACAGAACCUGACUUCCAAACUGGGACGUUGUAGCAGUGUUCAACAACAGCACAACAAAACGCCAUCACCCUCUGCUUUGCCGAGUGCCUCUGCAUCUUCCUCCUUCAGCCAAGACACCUUCAACUUCAGCCAAGGCACAUACACUCAGUGCAGCCUAACCCAGCCAAGCUAUAACUCUCUAGAGAGUUUAGAAACUGUAGAGGCCUUCAAACUGCCAGGACUGAGUCCUACAAGCAUGAAUGGGUUCCCACCAUGUAGCAGCACUGAGAGCCUCCCACUUACUCACACUCCUCCUCAAACGCAACCUUAUGCAGCUGCAUACCCACAGCAAAACAGUCAAACAGUCAUGCCACUGUACACACAGUCCUAUGUGUCUACAUUCAGCCAAUCACAUUCUCAGACAUACAGAGGAUCAGAGAGUAAAACAUCUGAUUUCCAAAGCAGCUGUUCAGGGAGGACUCUGCAGGACUGCAGUGUGUCCACGCAGCCGGUGAUGAACUCCAACCUCUCUCCACAGGAUCAGCAGGUCAAUAUUAUCAAAGUGGAGGGACCUUAGAGGGCUACAGAUUCCACACAGGUCUGGGUGUCUUUGGUGUUUUGGGACCAUAAGGGCUUGGAUGUGUUUUUUUUUUUUAGAGUCACUUUAGUGUAGUAAUUUAAGGCACACAUCUUUUUACAACAUAUACUGUAGCAUUUUUUUAAUUAAUUUAUUUCCAAAGUACAUUUUAAGAGAAUACAAACAGCAAUAGAAUAAAGGGAUUAUAAUGCUGUAGUAAUAAUAUGGUUAUAACUAUAGGCAAUGACCAACUGAAAAUGACAAAUUAUGCGAAAUUCUUGUUUAUUUUGUAUCUGUUUAUUUUGUAUCACUAGGAAUGACAUUAUGAACUGUUCGUUUUCAUACGUCUAUGCUAACUGCAAAAAAAUAAAGAGAUGGUUAUGAUCCAAA